This is a messenger RNA of Phycodurus eques (leafy seadragon), 3960 nucleotides long. RefSeq names its product UDP-N-acetyl-alpha-D-galactosamine: polypeptide N-acetylgalactosaminyltransferase 7 (gene galnt7). Gene Ontology annotation, cellular component: Golgi apparatus. The record is from RefSeq and is a predicted model, not a curated record. The coding region runs from base 193 to 2154 and encodes 653 amino acids. Lineage: Eukaryota; Metazoa; Chordata; Actinopteri; Syngnathiformes; Syngnathidae. The transcript is spliced from 15 exons.
CUCAUUUCUCCUAGCAUUUGUACGUGCUCCCUUCUCACAGAGUUACCAUGUAAAACAGAAGAGCGAGGAGCGAUCGAGGUCUUAGGUUAUAAUUACAGAAAUGAGACGGACACAGUACCUGCCUGCACACAUUGCCAACGAAGAACGACUUGCGUUAAGGUGUUCGGUUCAACGGGUAGCAGAUCUUCCAAAAUGAGAUUUAAAGUGGGAUUUAUCUGCCGUGGUUUACUUCUCAUCGUCACGUUGCUUGUAUUAGUCGUGUUGUGGUCUUCGUUAACCAAACUGAGCGCCGAGAAUCACCCUGGAGCACGGGAUGAUGGAUUGCUGCCCAAAGGAGACGGAGCAAACCAAUUUAAGCCUGUUGUACCCUGGCCACAUGUGGAAGGGAUUGAAGUCGACCUCAACUCAUUCCGAUUGAAGCAUGGAGGGGUCAACCGUGUGCAAAACCCCAACCAGCAGGCUAAUCAGAAGAAGGUCAUCCAGCAACAGUAUGCAACAUUCAGACCCAACUUACACAAUUACAAUGCCCCCAUCCUCAAGAGAGGUGUUCUUGGAAACUUUGAAUCUAAAGAACCUGAGCCUCCAGGGGUCCCAGCUGGCCCAGGAGAAGGAGCCAAGCCAUUUGUUCUGGGCCCAGAAUACAAAGAAACCAUCCAAGCAUCCAUCAAAGAGUUUGGCUUUAACAUGGUUGCUAGUGACAUGAUAUCGCUAGACAGGACCAUUAGCGAUAUACGCCAUGAAGAGUGCAAGUACUGGCAUUAUGAUGACAGACUGCUGACCUCCAGUGUGGUGAUAGUCUUCCAUAAUGAAGGCUGGUCUACCUUAAUGAGAACCAUCCACAGUGUCAUCAAGAGAACUCCCAGGAAAUACUUGGCUGAGAUUGUCAUGAUAGAUGACUUUAGCAACAAAGUCCAUUUGAAGGAACGCUUGGAGGUGUACAUCAAGCAGUGGAAUGGUCUUGUGAAACUCUUCAGAAAUGAGAAGAGAGAGGGUCUCAUCCAGGCACGAAGUAUUGGAGCCAAGAAGGCCACAAAGGGACAGGUGCUAAUAUACUUGGAUGCUCACUGUGAGGUUGGGAUCAACUGGUAUGCUCCACUGGUAGCUCCGAUUUCAGAAGACAGGAUGGUAUGUACUGUACCACUCAUAGACUAUAUAGAUGGUAAUGAGUAUAGUGUGGAGCCCCAACAAGGUGGAGAUGAGGACGGCUUGGCUCGAGGAGCUUGGGACUGGAGCCUUCUCUGGAAGAGAGUACCACUAAACCAGAGAGAGAAGGCACAAAGAAAACAUACGACUGAACCCUAUAGGUCUCCAGCCAUGGCAGGGGGUCUCUUUGCUAUAGAGCGUGACUACUUCUUUGAACUGGGCCUAUAUGAUCCUGGAUUGCAGAUAUGGGGAGGAGAAAAUUUUGAAAUAUCAUACAAGAUAUGGCAGUGUGGUGGCCAACUGCUCUUUGUCCCAUGCUCUCGUGUUGGCCAUAUAUACAGACUUCAGGGAUGGCAAGGCAAUCCUCCCCCUGCACAUGUUGGUUCCUCACCUACGCUGAAGAAUUAUGUACGUGUGGUGGAGGUAUGGUGGGAUGAAUACAAGGACUACUUCUACGCCAGUCGUCCUGAAACACUAACCCUUGCCUAUGGAGACAUAAGCGAACUGAAACACUUCAGGCAAGAACAUCGGUGCAGGAGCUUCAAAUGGUUCAUGGAGGAAAUUGCUUAUGACAUUCCGUUACACUAUCCCCUACCUCCCAAAAAUGUUGAAUGGGGAGAGAUUCGGGGCUUUGAGACAAGUUACUGUAUUGACAGCAUGGGACACACAAAUGGAGGGAAUGUGGAAACUGGACCAUGCCACAGAAUGGGUGGCAAUCAGUUGUUCCGUGUCAAUGAAGCCAACCAGCUGAUGCAGUAUGAUCAAUGCCUGACCAGAGGAAGGGAUAAUUCAUCUGUCAUCAUCACACAUUGUGACCAGAACCAGUACAUUGAAUGGAGAUAUUUCAAGUGUCUUUUUCCACUAUGCUUUCAGGAUCUCCAUCGCUUCACCCAUGUACCAACAGGCAAAUGCUUAGAUCGCUCAGACAUCCUCCACAAAGUGUUCGUAUCAGACUGUGACACCAGUAAAACCACUCAAAGGUGGGAGAUGAACAACAUCAUGGCUGUAUAAAGACUGCUGAACUCCUAUACAAAGGAAAUCAUUUGGACUAUGGUGAAGCAAAUGGAUCUGGACCAAUUAUAACAUGCAUUCAUGUAUGCUAUAAAUAACUGGGUUGAUGGCGGGUCCUUUUUGAUCUGAGCCAUUCACUUGUCAGAAUAUGGUAACCAUCUUACCCGCAAUACACAUGAAUUAACUUUGAGGAAUUGAUAAAAGUUAGUGGCCCAAAAAAUUGGCAUAUGCCAGCCUCUAACACUGUCCUAACGCUGUCUCUACUUUAUGGCUGUGGUCACCAACCUUUUUCCCGCCACAGACAUGGAAGUACAGUUAUUUCGACGACAGGCAACCAUCCAUGUACGGUGUGUGUGUGUGUGUGUGUGUGUGUGUGGUGUGGUGUGGUGGGGAGGUCUGGGGUGGGGGGUUGGUGACGUAGAUUCCAGAAGUUGAUCGACUUCUGUGUGGCUCGGUACCACAUGGCCCGUGGUUGGGCUCUACUGCUAUAUGAUAUCAUGUUUCUCACAGAAAAGAUCUAAAAGGUUUUUUUUUUUUUAAUUCAAUAUCACAGCAUUGGGUGGGGUGGGUGGAAUUUCUGUGGGGAAUCACUGAUCGUACCAUUCUGUUUUAUGCACACUCCAUUUAGAAAAUCCUGAAUGAGUGCUAUUUAGUUCAAAGAAAAGUAAUAGGUAAUUUUGGGUUCCCUUCAAAUUCGUAACUGAAGCGGGAUGCACACAUACUAACAAUCAGGUCAAAUUUUAGCCUUUUCCUACCUUUGCGAUCAAAGUCAGCAAUGGCCUGAAUUUCGGAUGUCUCUGAAACAUUAUCCUGAACAAUUAUCUCGAGAUGGUGGUUGUGUUGAGUGUGUUGUGUUUUCCUCCAGAAUCCACUCCAAAAAUGGUUGUGACUGAGUCUUAAAUUUUAAAGGUCCCAUAUUUUGGCUAUUUAGACCUCCGCAGGGUGACACUGUAACAUGGGCUGAGUAUAAAAGUGUCAAUUUCAUUAAAAAAAACAAAAAAAAAAACACCUUGGUUUUGUCAUACUAGUCUCCAGAAAAGACCCCUCUGACAGCUACUUCUGUUUGACCCAGUUUUGUAUCCGUGUUGUUCAUAUUUGGCUUUCCUCUGAUUAUGUGCCUAUGUGUACAAAACCCAACCCUCACUAAUUGUGAUACCACUCGUUUAUGUUGACAGCGCUGGCCUGGGGGCAGAGAGGUAGCCGGAGAUAUUCAGUAGAGAUGUAGAUAAGCUCGAGAAAUUCGAAAGGAUUUCAGGCCUCUCAGCAGAAAAACGUCUCAGGAAAACUCAGGAAUGCAUGGAUGAUUUACAUUCAUAUUUCACGUUUGUUAAGGCACCAUAGAGCCAAAUACAAGAAAAAGUAUGUUUGGUAAAAUAUGGGCCCUUUAUAACAGUUCAAUAUUUACAAUUGCAAAUUUUUGUAUGUGGCUGUUGCUGGACAAACAGAUAAGCAGCUUGUUGUGUUGAGCAUGUUACUGUUAUUGGGGAACAAGUUGUAUGUCAUGAUCUAGAAAAACAAUGUCAUUCUGAAAAUCAACAGCAAGUGCUAUUAAAAAUAGUAUUUGAUAUUACUGAAAGCAUACAUAUACGGAUGGUGGGAACUUAUUCAAUGAAAAAUAUCUUUGAAGAUAUCAAUAAAUGAACAAAAUUGUGUGUGAUUAUGUGUCAGGGUAAUCAUGUAUGCAGUAAAUGGGACAGUUGGUGAAAAUUAUUUAAAAUGUAUUCUGUUCUGACAAUAGCCCUUAAUGACAUUUUAAAUGUCAAGAAAUAUGAUGGAUAAAUUAAUAAAAUGAAAUUUGGCAGAGAA